GGAACUGAACAAUCUCCGGUUCAUUUUCUGUCAUCACCUGAUACAUGGUUGUUAUGGGGUUGUUAGUGGUCAACGCUGGCAAUACUCCUUUCUCUAUGACCGGAUCUCGUCGCUUCUCCUGCUCUGGCCCUGGCGGCUUUGUUAUGCCGGUACGUCUUGCGGCCCCGACCUGCUGGUAUGACGCCGUAUAUGAGUCUUGCACUUACAACAAAGUUCUAUCUGUGCAUUACCAUAUUUCCUUAUUCUCAUCCAACGCAGUGCUCCACAACGUCUUGCGGUGAAACGCCAAACGCCGAUGUUCUUGGGCAUAGCAGAGCUUGAAGUUUCUGCACUCCCAGAUGCUGUACCUCCCCUCCCAGGACGUUAUAUACCGUCUUGUCAGUACUAAGCAUGGAGUAUCAGCCCUCCGCGGACAAGACCAAGUAGCCUUCAUUCACCCUGCGCCCUUUCUCCAGCUAUGUUCCUGUCACCUUCUGUUUUCUCCUAUGUUGCGGACGGCAUUCAUGUUGAAAAACUCCUGAACUGGGUCAAGGCCAGCAUUCUAAUACUAUACCUUUUUACAAAGGCGGACUAUCACACACUGUUCUUUCCCAUCGCGAUGUUUGCUCUCGUCGCAGGUCCGAUUCAGCAGCCCAUCCAUAUCUUGACCACCGCGGUCUGGAUAUGGAUACACCAACUUCAAUGUAAUAUCAACAACCAGCUUGUCUCUAUCAGCGAAGACAAAGAUAACAAGCCAUGGCGCCCGCUUCCAGCUGGUCGCAUCACCUCACCUCAAGCACAGCAGCUUCACGGUGUCGUCACGAUUCUGUGCCUACUUCUCAGUACUAUCGGCGGAUACAAGAUGGUUGUUGCCAGCGCGGCAUUGAUGUUCACCUGCCUCUUGUAUGAUCAAGGUCGUGGAUCCGCGCACUGGAUGGAGAGAAUCCCCCUGGUUGUGCUGAUGUAUGGUAUCUUCGAGUACGGCUCGACGCGGGUUAUUAGUAAGCCACUCUAUCCUUCACUGGACGAGACGGCCCGCACCGCAAUCAUUAGCUCUCUUGCAGUUAUCGCUACAACGGCACACAUCGGCGACUUCCCCGAUGUCGAGGGCGAUGCCGCCGAUGGUCGUUCGACGAUUCCCAUUGCCUUUCCUCGAAGCUCCCGGAUCUUCACCCCACUGCUCUUCUUGGGCUGGUCUGUGUACAUGGUGAAUAUGUGGGACCUGGGUAAAAUUUCAGCCUCCCUGUGUGUGGGCUUAGGCAGUCUGGUUGCUGGGAGGAACUGGUUUUACUGUGAUAAGGUGAACGACAAGAUGACCUACAAGUUGCACAGUGUAAGCGGUCUUCUGCAUUCAAGUUUUGGGCAUGUGUUGAUCAAUUAUAGCUAUGGCUCCUUACUCUCCACCUCUUGCCCAUGA
Messenger RNA from Dacryopinax primogenitus, 1396 nucleotides. RefSeq lists its product as uncharacterized. Lineage: Eukaryota; Fungi; Basidiomycota; Dacrymycetes; Dacrymycetales; Dacrymycetaceae. The record is from RefSeq and is a predicted model, not a curated record. Gene Ontology annotation, molecular function: transferase activity, transferring alkyl or aryl (other than methyl) groups. Bases 458 to 1396 code for a protein of 312 amino acids. Gene Ontology annotation, cellular component: membrane. The transcript has 3 exons.